UUUUCGCCUUUGCUUCCGUGCCUGGAAUGCCCACUUUUCCCUCGCCGUUUGCUUCUAGAAGGCAUUUCUGCUGGUUGGCCGUUACGCUGUUGCUGAAUUCCUUUUUUAUACCCCGAAUCUCUCUCUCUCUCCUUUUCUCCUCGCUCUUCUCCUUUCUAAUGGUUGGUUCGAUUUCUACAACAGGGUUCCAGCUCUGUUCUACAGGAUUGGAAACUGACUACGGGGAAGAUAAAGGAGGAAACCUAUCCUCCUUCAAGGGCAGGACAUUAUUCAGCUGUGAUGGAUCCUUUUGUUCUGUAACUCGAUUGUUUUUGGAGGAAUGGAUUCAAUGAAAGGAGAGGGUUGUAGAAGUGUUGGAGAUGUUGGUGGUGAGGUUAAGGAAAGAUCAAAUUCUCAAUUGACAGGACAUGGGAGCCAGAGCAAUAGGGAUAUGUUCUUUAGGGCUGAUCAGAUUGAUCUUAAAAACUUGGAUAUUCAGUUGGAGAAAAAGCUUUCGAAGAUUUGGUUGAAUGAUGUGCUUGGAUCCAGAAGACCCAAGGAGGAAUGGGAGAUUGAUCUUUCAAAGCUAGAAAUAAGGUACGUUGUAGCACAUGGGACAUAUGGUACGGUGUAUCGAGGCAUUUAUGAUGGCCAAGAUGUUGCAGUGAAGUUAUUGGACUGGGGAGUAGAUGGAGAUCCAACUGAUACUGUAACUGCUGCUCUUCGUUCAUCUUUCCGGCAAGAAGUUGCUGUGUGGCAUAAACUUGACAACUUAAAUGUGACAAAGUUUAUUGGAGCAUCAAUGGGAAUCACAGACCUGAAAAUCCCAAGCUGUAACUCGCUUCCGGCACGAGCAUGCUGUGUUGUCGUGGAAUACGUUCCUGGAGGCACAUUGAAACAAUAUCUCAUCAAACACAGUCGAAGAAAACUUCCUUUCAAGGUUGUGAUUGAGCUCGCUUUGGAUCUUGCUAAUGGCCUGAGUUAUCUUCACUCAAAAAAGAUCGUUCAUCGAGAUGUCAAAACUGAGAACAUGUUGCUGACUGCAAAUAGAGCUGUUAAGAUUGCCGACUUCGGUGUUGCUCGUGUCGAAGCUCAGAAUCCCAAAGACAUGACUGGUGAAACUGGGACUCUUCAAUACAUGGCUCCAGAGGUUCUUGAAGGAAAGCCUUACAAUAGAAAGUGCGAUGUCUACAGCUUUGGCAUUUGCUUGUGGGAGAUAUACGCUUGUGAUAUGCCAUACUAUAAGCUUACUUUCACAGAAGUCUCUUAUGCUGUCGUUCACCAGAACUUGCGACCGAAAAUACCAUGGUGUUGCCCAAACUCAUUGGGAAAUAUUAUGAAGAAAUGUUGGGAGACAAACCCGGACAAAAGACCGGAGAUGGAUGAGAUUGUCAAGCUUUUGGAGGCAAUCGAUACAAGUAAAGGAGGCGGCAUGAUACCCGAAGACCAACUACAAGGUUGUUUUUGCUUUUCGACUCGUGGUCCUUGAUUCUAUUUAAUAUCAGGACUUCCAUAUUUUACUUUUAUAACAUUGGUUUCAUAAACCUAUGCAUGAGUUUUAUAA
Phalaenopsis equestris is the source of this 1543-nucleotide messenger RNA. Its product is annotated as serine/threonine-protein kinase HT1-like. The record is from RefSeq and is a predicted model, not a curated record. The transcript is spliced from 7 exons. Gene Ontology annotation, cellular component: plasma membrane. Lineage: Eukaryota; Viridiplantae; Streptophyta; Magnoliopsida; Asparagales; Orchidaceae. Gene Ontology annotation, molecular function: ATP binding; protein kinase activity. Gene Ontology annotation, biological process: protein phosphorylation. The coding region runs from base 320 to 1468 and encodes 382 amino acids.